Messenger RNA from Sinocyclocheilus rhinocerous, 2173 nucleotides. RefSeq names its product suppressor of tumorigenicity 14 protein homolog. Lineage: Eukaryota; Metazoa; Chordata; Actinopteri; Cypriniformes; Cyprinidae. Gene Ontology annotation, biological process: proteolysis. The record is from RefSeq and is a predicted model, not a curated record. The coding region runs from base 353 to 2173 and encodes 606 amino acids. The transcript is spliced from 16 exons. Gene Ontology annotation, molecular function: serine-type endopeptidase activity; protein binding.
GUCUGUAAACUCUGCAGGACACCGGCCCUCCAGGACCGAGUUUGGACAGCCCUGUGCUAGACCCUUGUGACAGUGAGCUCUGUUUGUAAACGCCUUUGCGUUUGGUGACGGAAGUAGUUUUACCUUGUCAUGCCCACUGAAACUACAGCGUCAUUCUGAGCCCUCAGGUGAGAGAGAUGAGAGAACGCCGCGGGAUUUACUCCGUGAAACUCUGAACGGCCCGUCGAGGACUUUUCAAUAGGACUAUUUCAUCCAAACUGCCUUUAAAAAAGCAGCGUCCGGACUGACUGAUCGGCUCUUCAGGCGUGCGCUUUUCUUUUGUUUGGUAGCGAAACUAGUUUCCUGAAAUAACAUGAGUUCUGCCGUGUAUGAACAUGGAGGGAACGGGCGUCAUGAGCAUGUCACCUUCCUGACGAAUGAACGGAAGAUGGCACCAGCACGGAGGGCGAGCAUUGCCGUGGGGGUCUUCAUCGCCCUGCUGGUAGUGGCUGCAGUGGUCGGAUUUCUUGUGUGGCUCUUCGUUGUCAGGAGCAAAGAAUUGGAAAAUGAGUCCACCAUUCUUAAACACAGCCCAUCCACACUGGUUUACAGCGGACAAAUUAAGCUUCUCAAACCAGAGUACAGCCCGGUGUACGACAAUCCCGACAGUACAGAAUUCCAACAAGUGGCGAAGGACUUGGAAAGAAUUAUGAACAAUACAUUCACCAGAGAUCCCCUCUUUUCCAGAUACUAUACCAAGUCUGUCAUCACUGCCUUCAGUGAAGGAACCUUAGCGUAUCAUUGGUCUCAAUUUGACAUUCCUGAGACGGACCAAGAGAUCGUCCCAGAGCUGUCGGAGGAUCGUGUGGUCGAGGCUCUGCGGAGGGGCAUCCGACAGGGGGGCAAACAAGUCGGGAGCGUUGCAGUCACUACCAGCGACAUCACUGCUUCAACCACAGACCCUCGGAUGGCUAGGGACCCCAGAUCCAAGAAAUGCUUUUACAGUCUCAUAGCUGAAACCACCAACAAAGAAUUUACAUCUCCUGAACACCCUAAGAGAUUCCCAAUUCACUCCCGAUGCCAGUGGCAGAUCCGCGCUCCUAAAGGCUAUGUCAUCAUUGUCAAGUUCAGGACCUUCCACAUAGAGGAUGACUGUGCCAAUGACUACGUGGCCAUCUAUGACUCUCUCAGUCCUGACAGCACAUAUGCUAUCACAAAACAGUGUGGACUUCGACCUCCAACAAAUCCACUUGAGGUAGUUUCUUCUGGUAACAUCAUGCUUGUCAACCUAAUCACAGAUGUGGCCCGGAGACCUGGAUUCAGAGCGGUUUACGCUGCCGUUCCCACUAUUGCUGCUGAGAGCUGUGGAGAAUCUCUGACUGCUCCCACAGGAAACUUCACCUCUCCUCAUUUUCCUAGUUUCUAUCCUCCUUUGUUGGACUGCAACUGGAACAUCAAUGUUCCUGCUGGCAGAAGGAUAAAGAUUGAGUUCAAUAUGUUCCGUGUGAAAGAGCCGGGGGUGGACACUAGCAGCUGUCACAAAGACUACGUAGAGGUGCUGGGUAAAAAGUAUUGUGGAGAGAGACGUAGACUUGUUCUUUCUAGCACCACCAAUUCCUUGGAAGUGAAGUUCCAUUCAGAUGAAUCCUACACUGAUAAGGGAUUCAGGAUCAUUUACACCGCCUUUGACCCUGUAAACCCUUGCCCGGGUCAGUUCGCGUGCACCUCAGGCUACUGCAUCAAAAAAGAGCAGCACUGUGAUGGGUGGAAUGACUGCGAAGACAUGAGUGAUGAGAAAAGCUGCCUAGCGGCUGGUGUCUGCAAUGAUUUCUCCUUCAAAUGUGAAAACAAGCAGUGUGUAAACAAAGUGAACGCAGAGUGUGAUCGCGAAAAGGACUGCUCGGAUGGUUCAGAUGAACAGGGAUGUGACUGUGGAGUCCGGCCAUACAAGCACAACCGUAUUGUGGGUGGGCAGAACGCAGAUGUGGGUGAAUGGCCAUGGCAGGUCAGUCUACAUUUUAAGACCAGCGGACACGUUUGCGGUGCCUCAAUCAUCUCCAACAAAUGGCUGCUGUCCGCUGCCCACUGCUUCAUCCAGCCUGAUUCAGCCUACAAAAUAACAUCCAACUGGCUGACGUACAGUGGUCUGCGGGACCAGAACAUCCAGAUUUGGGUUCCGGUCCUGGUCUUGUGA